Molecule: messenger RNA, 4865 nt
Organism: Macrosteles quadrilineatus (aster leafhopper)
Lineage: Eukaryota; Metazoa; Arthropoda; Insecta; Hemiptera; Cicadellidae
Product: protein BCL9 homolog
Exons: 9
Coding region: 338-3736 (1132 amino acids)
Source: RefSeq, a predicted model, not a curated record
GGUUAGGCAAGUAGAGGGAGGUUCUGUCGCUGUUUACGUCUCAUUAUGGUGUACUCGGUUUGUAAAUGGUUAGUAUGAAUUGUUACUCAGUUUUACAAAACAAAUGCAAGUGAAAAGUAAGCUGUGUAAUAACCCAAAGUUAUGCUUUGUGCAUAUUGUGUAUUUUAUGCCGUUUAAAGCCCCUGUGUAUUGCCUUGGGACGACCUAUUUUGGGAGCAAUUAAUUGUGUCCGAGGGUAUGCAGGAAUAUUUUAACAUGUAAAAAACGUUCGGGUUACACGCUUCAGUCAUAUAUCCUGGGUGAACUCAAACCAGCAUGUGCUAACUGAACCAGUGCCAUGAGCAAAGACAAACCUAUAAUUAGGGACAAGAAAAAAGGUAAUAACGGAAAUGUGCCAGUGUCAGGAAAUGGGGGAGAAAACGGGUCAGGGAAUAUGGGAAGCGGUAGUGAAUCUAGUGUCGGAAUCAAAUCAGAACCAAUGGAGAGAGAACGAGAAAGAGGCGAUGAGGAGGUGAAGGAGGAACCACCGGCGGCGUCGGAGGAUCCUCAAGCGACGGAGCACUCGGAAGAUGGUGCACCAACGGAUGUGAAGCCACCGGAUCUCACAUUACCUGACCCUAAAACUGAGGAAAACCAGUUGCUGGACAACCCUGUUUCCUGUAAAUCACUUAAGACUGAAGAUGGUGCUAAUCCUGAACCCGAUUUCAGUAACGAAGGUUGUGAGAACGUGCUGGGACUGUCACUGCCUCCGGACGGAGGAGUUCAGCCACUACCUAGCAAUGUCAUCAACAAACAGCCAGCCACCAUGGAGGCGCAGUACAUGCAGCAACAAAGUCAGAUAUUCGUGUUCUCAACAGCGUUGGCCAACAAGUCAGCUGAAUCUGUACUCCAAGGCCAGUUCUCCUCCAUCAUUGCCUACCACUGUGCCCAGCCCCGCACCAAGAAGUUUCUUGAGAAACAUCCCCUGAAGAUGACCCAGUUCAACAGGCAGAAUCCGGCGCAGUGGCUGAAUAACCUGGCGCAGAUGAAGCAGAAGAGUGCGCCGGGAGGUAUCAAAUGUCAAGGCAUGGGUAGAGGCAUGAAGAACAAUCUCAUGAUGGACGUAGGCCUUGGAAUGGGGAACAGGAUGCCUCUCUGGAAUCAGGGUCCGAACGCUAUGAGUGGUGGUGGAGGUGGCAACCUAGGCAUGACUCCGCAGAUGAAGCCAGAACCUCCCAUGCUACCAGGGUCUCCUGGCCCCAACAUACUCCAGGGAGGGAUGAUGCCUUCCCUCAGUGAGUUCACUGACGACUCCAUGGCUUUAGGAGCUCAUCAUUCCUUAGCUGGUGUGAAAGUGCCUGAUGAGAACCUGACUCCACAGCAAAGACAGCACAGAGAAGAGCAGUUGGCGACACUAAGGAAGAUGCAGCAGAUGUUGUUUCCGGAGCAUCACUCUCCCAGUAGUGGAGACCCCAGCAACCCUCAACCCUCGGAUCUGGACCAGGUGACAGGCUUGACUGAUACCCCAGACCUCAUGAUGAACCAUAAAAACCAACCCGUUGUCAGUCAAGCCGACUGGCAGAAGAUUCAGAUGCAGUUUUAUGACGGGAAGAAGAAGAAUAAUGGUUCGUCGAAUCAGCCUAAUGCGAAUCAUAAUAACGGAUCAAGAGGACAAGGACCUCCCCCUCCUUACCACCAAGUGACUCGGUCUGCUAGUGUGCCUGUCGGGGAAACUCCGGGUUCUCCGGCGAACAAUACAUCCAACCUCUCCCUCCCGUCCCCUCGUACCUGCAGCCCCACGGAGAACAAGGUCCCUGCCGUAGACUCGCCAGGUCCCCCCCGCUCCAACCCAGGCACCCCUGCCUCUACACACCUGUCACCCAAGAAGGAGAAGCCCAAUGGAAACAACAGCGUCGUAGGAGAGUUCUCCCCCACUAGCAAUAUGUCCGCUCCUACGAGUCAGCAGUCUCCAGUGGACAGUUUGUUCUGCCGAUCGCUGCAAUCAUUAGCGCAACAAAAGCAGCCUUCGUCUAACUCCACUCCUACAUCGAAGGAGCCCAAUCUGAUGCCGGUGCCUUCCCCUCAGCAGAUUCAAUACCUAAACACCUUUGAAGGCCAGGAAUUGACCAUCCAGAAACAACCUAAUACCAGCCUCAAGGAAACUAACAUUAUGUCACCAUCGUUGCCUCAAAAAAGUGUUGAAGGUGUGCUGGCAGGAUCCAACACCGAGAUGAACACUAAAGUAUCUGGCAGGUCUACGCCUUUGACUCCUGUCUCCAUGGAGUUGGGAGUAUCGAGAUACACAGGGACUCCAGGGGAGUUCACGACGAGUCCUCAGCCUGCUGGAGACAAGCCUGGGUCUAGACCCACACCCUCGGAUCAGAGGUUCUGUCCUAGUCCAGGACAACUCCAAGACUCCAUAGCAACCUCAAGGUUCAACAUGAUAUCCUCUUCUCCUGUCAUAUCCAAUAGUUUCAUGCAGCAACAACAACCCAAACAAGGCCCCGGUACUGGUCCUGGCCCCGGUCCUCAUUUCAUGGACAUUCCCUCACCGAACAAGAACUGCGGCGUGGAACCUAUAAAAGAUCCCGGUGGAAACUAUCCCUGUAUCGGGCCAGAUAAUAUUCCUUUGAAUCCAAAUGGAAUGACGAGGAUAUCUGUCGGCAACAACAAUAAAGUUUCUCAUUUUGAUCCAAUUACAUCACUGGCACAAAUGAGCCAACAACUCACGAACAAUGUCGGUAGUUCACCUGUCAACCAAUCAGGAGGAAUGAUUGGACCUUCGCCAGGAAUGCAUCCGGGUAUGAUGCCCUUCAAUCACAGUGGUCCGGGCAAUAUGCAUAUGAUGCCAAUGAAUGAAAUGAACGUCUGCUCGGGACCUGGGCAAGAAAUGGGUAACCCGGGAGUGGGCGUUAGAAUCAAUAACCCUCAAAUGGGUACACAUCCUCAUUCGUUCAGUCCUGGUGCGGUAGGUAACGGAGGAGGAGUAGGGGUGGGAGUCGGACGGAUGCCGUGUCCGUCUGUCUCUCCCAAACCCAACAUGAUGCAAGGAGGGUACAACGGACCUAGAAUGGUUCCUCGACCUCCAGUACCCAAUUCCUACAAUGGUGCUAAUAUCCAAGUAAAACCUAGCGCCCCUAACACGAUACAGUACCUUCCCACACGACCUCAACCCGGCUCUGCAGGGCCCCGUGGACCUCCUAGCCUCGAGUUUCUGCAGCGCUUUUCAAACCCCCUCUCCAAUCUAGAAGCCAAGGUUCCGACUCAUAAUCUACAAUAUUUCCCCAACAAUUUCCAGCAGAACAAUUCACCCAGCGGAGAUAUCUUGGGUAACAUGAACUGUGGAGGUAUGGGCCAAGGACCUGGGAACGUGAUGCGUGGGCCUCUGAGAGGAGGCUCUGGUGGUAUGAUGAGAGUCGGAGUCCCUAACAUGGGGCCCAACAUGGGUGGGUUUGGAGGAAAUGAGCAGAUGUUCCCCAAUCCUGGAGGAUCUAGCUGUCAAAUGUUUGUGCCUAAUUCAAAAGGAUCUCCUCUAGGUAUGGGUGGAAUGGCUCCUGAUGCCAGUCAACCUCUACCCCCCUCCAUGGGCCAAGCUAACAACUUCAAAAACUCGUCAUUCAUCGGUCCUACUACAGCUGACCCUAACUACGCUCAACAGUUUCACAAUUUCCAACAGCAACUGUACGCCACAAACACGAGAAGUCAGCUUGGCAAUCAGGCGAUGGGAGCGAACCAACAGUUUUUUGUUCCCAAAUGAACAUUAACGUAGUUUGGAUUGAAACGGAUAGUGUACAUAGCUAGAUUACUUAUGACGCUUACUUGUGAGACAAUUUUUGUAAUGUACAUUUAAAAUUAAAACUAACUUUUAAAACGAGACUAUAUUUUUAAGGUUUUAAAUCGAAAAUAGAUGUAUUUUGCUAAGUCUUCGGGUUUAGUUGUGCGAAUUACUACGUUAAUAGAUUGAGCUCAACGUGCAACAGUUUAACUAGAAUAAUAAUUUUAUCAAUCAGACAUAUUUCAAAAAAGUUUUAUGUAAUGGCCAAAUCAUAUUUGAUCUGUUUAUCAUUGUGUUGUUUGAACUUUGAAGAUGAUUUUAUUUUAAUUUAAUUUUAAAUACAUGUGUUUUAUUGUUGUAAUAUUGUCUUUUGUGUUUAAUUUAUUUAUGGUUUUAAUCCUUGUCAUAAUUUACAAAGCCCUCAUUGGCUCAAAACCCAAAUUAGCUGUUAAGACAUAUCAAUUGGCAUUAUUAACAUUGCGGCAAGUUGAUUUUGUCAAUAUUUACAUGUUUUUUUUUCUAUUGUCUAAUUUCUGUGAUAGGUAGUUUUUAUUGUUGUUAUCAUAUAUGCAAAACAUAAUUUUACAGUUUCACAUUUGUUUGUAAUAUUAUAGAAUAUUUAGUCUCUUUUAAACUGUAUUUAACCUUAUUUAAAGAGUAUAAUUUAAACCUUGUUAUCUAAUAGUUCAAUCAAUUUUAACAGAUUAUAUAUUUUAAUACUGUUUUAUUUAAUUGCUUCUCAAACAAAGUAUGUCAAUCCAAGAUCUAAAACUUUCUACUGCAUGUGAAAUUACCUGAUUUUGUAGGUAAAUCAAUAAGUUUUGUCCUGAACAACUCUUUUAUAAACAAAUAAUACAUUUUAAACUUGAAAUUCAAGCACUGUUUAUACAUAAUAUAUUUGUUGUAUCAAUUUGAAAAGCAGUCUGAAUUGUUUGGCAGAAUGAUACUUACAUAAUAUUUAGUACAAAAAACUUGAGGCUUUUUUUACAUAAUGUAUUUUGUAUGUAUAACAUCAAAUUUCUGUUUACAUAAUUAAUUUUAAGGUUAACUUUACGUUUUUAAUAUAGAAUUUAUUUUUAGGCUUAUGUUAUUGUUUUAUAAUGUGAGUUUU